Messenger RNA from Cuscuta campestris, 926 nucleotides. NCBI's taxonomy places the organism in Eukaryota, Viridiplantae, Streptophyta, Magnoliopsida, Solanales, Convolvulaceae. The record is from the annotation of a GenBank genome assembly.
AAACAACUUUGUGAAACAUGAUAACAAAAAUUGGUUCUUUUUGUUGUAUGUAAUCAGAGCGGAACGAAAUACGGAGUAGUGAAUAGAUCAAUCGCGUGUUAACUCCUUUCAGAUUCGCAGUCGAUUGAUUCGUCAUAAUCGGCUCAAAAUGGUGGGCAUCUUUUCAAGAUUUUCCGUUUCAAAGAAUGGGCAUAGACGAGCUCAGAGUGCACUUGAUGUGAGGGAUGCAUUGCCUUCUAAACCAGAGGCAACAAUUGCUACUUCUAUAGUUGGAGCAGCAGCAGCUGUCUGCACUCAUGGCAUUGAAGUUGCGGUUGGAUUCAAGCCCGUUGAACACCCGUUUGAGCCCUUUGACAACGAUGCCCCUAUCCGAUGCCCGCUGCCUGAACCUUCAAUACUCAAUGAUGGAAGAAUUUGGGAAGAGCGAGUUUUGGGCGCGCGAAAACCAUCUGACCUGGAAGUAGUGCAUGAAGGGGUAGCUGUGGGUCCCGAGGCAGCCAGCACAACAACGCGUCAACACCCCUCUGCACGUCCCAUUUUUCCAUCCAUUAGUGCACCGGAGCACAGUAUCAUCGGAUUGCUUGAAGAGUCUUGACUUCACAAGAAUUUGCUGUUUUGUUUUGUGUGUCAUACGAAGUAUUUUUAUCAUCUUCUUCUUCUUCUUCUCCCUUACCACACCCCACCCCUCUCCCGUUAUGACAACAAGGUGGGGUGGGGGAGAUACAUACACUAUACAUACGGAGCAGUUGUUUAAUGAAUGAAUCUGCUUGGCUUCAAUUCAUUUUCUUGUUUGAAUUCGCGUACACGUUGUUAGAGGCGAGUUUGCACUAUACAAUACAUGUGUGUAUGUAUGUACCAAGAACUGGAUUGGACUUGUUAUUAUGGACAAAGAGUGAAGGGAACCCACCCCUACAGUUAGUGUCAAC